Molecule: messenger RNA, 4773 nt
Organism: Aspergillus tanneri
Lineage: Eukaryota; Fungi; Ascomycota; Eurotiomycetes; Eurotiales; Aspergillaceae
Product: putative ABC transporter
Exons: 10
Coding region: 1-4773 (1590 amino acids)
Biological process (GO): lipid transport; transmembrane transport
Cellular component (GO): intracellular membrane-bounded organelle; membrane
Molecular function (GO): lipid carrier activity; ABC-type transporter activity; ATP binding
Source: RefSeq, a predicted model, not a curated record
AUGGUCAGUCCUCUGCAAUGGCGUCGAAUCUACCAUCAAACCCUAACCCUGGUUCAUAAGAACCUGCUGGUGUUCUACAAAUCGCCUGUAGUCACUUUGAUACGGGCGUUUAUCGUCCCUAUUGCCAUUACGAUUAUUUUCUGCUUUCUGAAAGAAAUCAAGAACGAGAAUGAAGCGUCCUACGGUAUCUCCCACAAGGGACAGCCCGUCAUGGAUCUUCCAGACGCCGUUGCAGCCAGUUCCUCCCAGCGACUGGUGUUUGUCAUGAAUAACAUUCAGAGCCCGGAUCUGAAUGGUUCGUUGAACGCCAUCUUCAGAGAGCCUGGAAUGGGCCAGUUCGACAUCCAGGUCGUCAAUGACCCGCGGUCUCUGGUGGAUGUCUGUCGACAGUCCAUCCACGGCACGAGCAAUUGCUUCGCCUCGGUCAUCUUCACCGCGUUCAAUAAAACCAACGUCGAGUAUUCAAUCGGUCUGGACGCGGAUCCCAUGUACAACACUCCCUACAGCUAUGCCCCCGGACAAUCCAUAUUCUCGCAACGUCUGCUGCCGCUGCAGUGGGCUUUGGAUUCACAUCUCGGGGGUUUUGAAUCAGCACUGAAACCCACGGAGAAGAUGUGGAAUGGAUAUUUCGAAGAAGAUGGAUCCAGUCCUUUUAAAACAGGCGCGGAAGUGUACUGGUUGACGAUUGUUCAGUACUUUGCGGCUACACUGUUCGUCUUCAUCCUCCUGGCUGCAACGCAUCACAUGAGCAGCGCCGUGGCAGGAGAGAGACAGAACUCAGUGGCAGAGCUGCUCAUGGCACAGGGAGUCAGGACGACCCCUCGCGUGUUGUCGAAUCUGAUCUCUUUCUUCAUCCUAUACGCCCCCGGUGUCAUCAUCUGCUCGAUCCUGCUCGGUGAGAUCCUAUUCAAACAUACCUCGACCGGCAUCAUGUUCAUCCUCAUGCUGCUCGCCUGCUUGUCCUUCAUCGUCAGCGCACAUUUCAUCGGUUCGUUUUUCGCAAAGGCUUCGUUAGCCGGUCUCUGCGCUUCCAUCUUGACUUUCGCGCUCGGUCUGGUAACCGUCAGUCAGAACUUGACUGAUUUUAAAAAUCCCGCCCAAAACAUCGCUCUCUCCCUUCUGUUCCCCCCCUACGCAUGGGCCAGCGUGAUCCAUGACAUCGCGACUUUAGAGAACGUCCAGCAUGGCUUCCCCGAUCCGAUGCUGUCACGCGAAGGGGAGAGCAUCGACGGAGGUCUGUUCUUCCUGUUCUUCAUCCUGCAGAUUCUCUUCUACGGCAGCGGCACGUUCCUCGUGGAACACUUCCGAUGGGGGGUCCCGCGUCAGCGCGAAUGGACAGAAAACUCGGACGAGAUCGCCCUUCGUCUCGGACAUCUCACAAAGACUUUUGAUCGCGGGAAAAAGGUGGCUGUGGAGGAUCUCAACGUCGAAGUGCGCAAGGGCUCCGUUACCUUCUUGCUGGGUCCCAAUGGCAGUGGGAAAACUACCACGUUGAAGUGUAUCUCGGGGAUGUUGACGGUCGAUCGGGGAUCGAGUAUUCAGUUUAGUAGUGACGGACAUUCGUUUGGCUUGUGUCCGCAGAAUAACGUUCUCUGGGACCCUCUGAGUGUUAGUGAGCAUGUUCUGAUCUGGGCUAAGCUCAAGACCGCAGGGAGCGAUGCGUCCGCGUCUACGGACGUCGACGACGUGAUUGCUGAGUGUGGUCUAACGGGGAAAGCCCAUGCAGCAUCACAAACGCUCAGUGGAGGUCAGAAGCGUCGGUUGCAGUUAGCUAUUGCUUUCUCGGGAGGAUCGAAAGUGUGCUGUAUUGACGAGGCAUCCAGUGGACUGGACCCUCUAUCACGUCGCAAUAUCUGGAAUAUCAUCCAAGAAGGACGUCAACAUCGUACGACAGUUCUCACAACUCAUUUUCUCGACGAGGCCGACGUCCUUGCCGACCAUAUCGUGAUUAUGUGCAAGGGCCGCCUCGUCUGCCAGGGAUCCAGCACCGCUCUGAAGGCCCAAUACGGUGACAAUUACAGAAUCCGUGUCGGCGACGGAGAGGAAAUCGCCUGGCGGGCAACGACCUCUACCGAAGCGACCAAAAAAGUUCUGGAACUGGAACGUCUCCAAGACGAUCAAUCCUGCCACGUCACCUUCCCCACGCUCGAACAGGUCUUUCUCAAGACAACUUCGCAGUUCGGCACUGCUGUGAACACCCUCGGCGGAGACGGUAUGGUGGGUGAUAGCGAACCCAUCCAGGAGGACUCGACCGCGAUCGAGGACAAGAUUCUGGCUCUCGAAAGCGAGUAUAACGGAGAGGACCUCAAUCUGGACGUUCGAAGGUCCGUCGGAGUCGUCCGCCAGAUCUGGGUUCUGUUCCAGAAACGAUAUCGCCUCCUACUGCAACCCUCUGGGAUGAUUGUUUAUGCUGUGAACUUGCUCAUUCCGAUCAUCGUCGCUGCCGCGUUGACCGGUUUCAUGUAUAAGUGGGAUGCGCUGGUGACCUGCGAGCAGAGCUAUCAGGCGUAUAUCAAUCCCACCGGGCUGGCAAUGCCUCCACUGGAGAAUCCGACAACAUACUCGAUGUCCGCCGACCCUGGCGCUAUCCUGGGCCCACAGACGGCGUUCUCAGGAGCCACGCAGGACGCGCUGUAUGCCCAGAGCAUUGCACCGACGGGAGAGAAGAGUGUUAGGAAAUUUGUCAACAGCGAGGACGCCUUUAACACUGCGAUGGACAACUCCACCGGUCAGGCUGGAUUUGGCCUGUACGCUCCUUCGCAUGAUAAUGCGAUUUUCUACCAUUCUGCCAGUCCCUACGAUUCUCGAUCGGUCCUGUCGGCCUUCAGUCUGAUAACAAAUCGUAUUGCCAACUCUACGUCCAAGAAUCAAGCCAGGCAGGUUUCAACAGAUCUCCGACUCAUGCGCCAUGUUCGUCCUGUCCAUGACUGGAGGAACAUGCCUAUUGCGAUUCUCCUUGUGAUUGUAUUUAUGGCCCCUGUGUCCACGGCCAUCAUCUACCCGGUGUAUGAGCGCGUGUCGAAUGUUCGAGCGCUGCAGUACAGCAACGGCGUGACCCCUUUUGCGCUCUGGACUGCCUAUCUCCUAUUUGAUGUGCAGUUUAUCAUUCUCCAAGCCCUGAUCGUGUACGGACUCCUCUUUGUCCGUCCCAUGCAUAGCAUCUGGUAUCAUCCGGAUUGCAUUUUUGGCGCCAUGAUCCUGUUCGGCAUCGCCUCUUAUCUCGGAACCUACCUCCUGUCUAACAUCUUGCGGCGCGCCGGGUUUGCUGCGGCUCUGGGAAUCCAUAUGCUGCUCUUCGUGCUAUAUUUCAUUGCCUACGUGGCCGCGCAGUUCGGUGGUCCGGCUGAUUCCCGCCAGGACACAUUCGACUCAAUCCAAGCCGGCCUUGGCCUCAUCGCCCCCGCCGCCAAUCUCGCCCGCGCUCUCUUCAUCGGAAUGAACACCUUUGACGUCCUCUGCGGCAAAUACGGCGACGCGGACACCUCCUACCCCUUUACCUAUCCCCUCUACGGCGGCGUCUACGCCAACCUCAUCUACCAGAUCGUCUUCUUGAUCAUUGCCUUGGCUCUAUACGAAUACGGCAGCGCUGACUGGUUCCAGCCCCUCUUCUUCUGGCGUCGUAACCGUCCGAAGCGAUUACACCACGCAGUCGACAACGAAGGUCUAACUCUCACGUCAUUCGACAGCAGACGCGACAUCAUGCUCGAGUCGCCAAAACAUAAUAUCCCCCUUACCACUACCGCAGCCACGAACCCCAUCCUGGAAGUCGAUCGCGUAACCAAAUACUUUGGUCGGUCCUUCGCCGCGCAGAACGUCUCCCUAAUGAUUUCUGCAAAUGAGACUCUCGCUCUCCUUGGUGGGAAUGGGGCCGGUAAAACUACCGUAAUCAAUAUGAUCCGAGGAGAAUUAAAACCCAAUUUCGGAAAUGUAUAUGUCAACGGGGUAUCCAUGCUCAGACAGCCUGGUACAGCACGUUUGCAUAUCGGUGUUUGUCCGCAGGACGACGCGGUAGAUAAUCUGACGGUUAGACAGACGUUGGAGUUCUAUGCCUCCGUCAAGGGUCUGAAGAGGAUCAAGGAUAAUGUCGAUCAGGUCAUGAAUGCGUUGGAUAUUUCCGCGUAUGAAAAUGUCAAGGCUAGGGCGUUGAGUGGGGGGACGAAGAGGAAGUUGACUGUUGCGAUUGCUUUGCUAGGGAACCCACCUCUUCUCCUCCUCGAUGAACCCUCCACCGCUCUCGAUGCAGGCGCGAAGCGAAUCCUCUGGCGCGCGUUGAAACGCAUCCGUCCCAACCGAGCUAUUCUUCUCACGACACAUAGUAUGGAAGAGGCAGAGUCACUCGCCUCAAACGUUGCAAUCAUGCGCACUAAGAUCCUGGUCUCAGGGCCCCUCCGCACGUUGAACGAGUCCUACGGGGGUGCGUUCCGUCUACGAGGCGUUCGCUGCGCUGAGGUAUCCAGUGAAGUGGCUGCCGCGCAGGUGAAGACGUCCUUUGCCCGGUUAGAGUAUCAGGUCAAGAAGUAUGUCGAUGUGAAUGGGCUGGUGCAGUUUUUCGUCCAGUACGAGAAGAGGGAUCUAGGAAAGAUUAUGACGGUGAUGGAGGCAUUGAAAGGUGAAGUGGUGCGGAGGGACGGGGAGGGUGGCCCCACUGGGGGCACGGCGAGUGAGGGAACGGCAGCGAUGAAGGUGUUUGAGGAUUAUACGUUGAUUGAACCGACGCUGGAGGAGGUGUUUAUGAAUGUAGUCAGGGAGGCAGAGGGGUCGGAAGGACUAUAA